Molecule: messenger RNA, 1317 nt
Organism: Naegleria gruberi
Lineage: Eukaryota; Heterolobosea; Eutetramitea; Acrasida; Naegleriidae
Exons: 1
Coding region: 1-1317 (438 amino acids)
Source: RefSeq, a predicted model, not a curated record
AUGUUUGGUCAUCCAAAUUAUAGGGAACAACCACCAAGUCAACCAUUGGUCUCACUAACAACUCUUUCACCUGAAAUACUUAGUCGUCUAUCUCAAGCACUACAAACUGUUCCGAAGCCUAUUCUACAACCACAAUCAACCAAUAGUUACCAAAAACUUGUAGCUCAACAACAACAGCCAACUUACCUAAAAUCCACAACACCAAAUCCUCCAAAAAAUGUUCCAACACUUGGUCAGCAACAAAUGGGCAUACCACAACCAACAACAACAAAAUUAAUGGAUCAUUUAGCACAUACUCAAAUGCCUCCAACUCAAAAACCUCCCCAACCAGUGGCAAGCUCCUCUACAAUCAGAGCUAAUAAUCAACAACCAGCCCAAACAGCACGUCUAUCAAGUGUGUCAUCCUCAUUUAAUCACCAUAGUACCACCCAAUCACAAAAUCAAAUACAUAAUCCAACACCACAACCAUUUUCGACCGAUUUCGAUUUGGGUGAUCGUAGAACAAAUCAGCCAACACAUGGUCGUCCAGUACCAUUCAAUUAUCAACCACCAAUGAAUCAGAAUGCUAGUUAUCCAACAACAGAACAAUCUACAAAUUUGUUCCGUGACGUUAGACAGAAUCCUGCUUCAUUCCAACAAAUGGUACAAACAAUGAAUUUGAACACUAUUAAGGCAUUAGGUGUACAAUAUUUAAGAUACCUUUCAGCCUUAAAAAGUAACUAUUGGGGUAAUGACAAGCAACAACUGGUUUCGAAUUGUAUCAAUCUGUUGACCAUCAUCAAGACGCAAUGCAACAAGAUUGUUUCACAACAGCAGCAGCAACAGCAACAACAAAACAAUCCAUACAAUAAUCCUUUCCAUACAAAUCCAUUUCCUCCUCAAAAUGUCAACAAUAUUCCAACAACUACAAAUACUUCUACCUAUCAAGCAUAUUACACACAAAGUACGCAAAGGGACGGCACAAGAACAAUGACCUCUACCACUACUACAACCUUCCAAAAUACACCCCUCCAUAAUCUAUCAAUGAUACCUAACAAUCCAAAUACUGCACUUCAAACACAACACCAACAGCACGGCCGUGUAGGCAUUGAAUACUAUAGGUCAAUAAUUUCACAAGCCAAUAAUCAAACUGCUCAAUCUUCAACAAUGACCCGAGUUCAAACCACCUCUUCACCAAUCAACAAUAACACAACAACACUCCAACUACCUCCCCAACCAACAACGUCGACAUCUUCCUCUACAGUAGUACAACCGUCCUUGGUUGACUUAAAUGAUAAUACAGACUAUAUCAAUAACUGGUUCAACUUUGAACAUUAA